Messenger RNA from Mesorhabditis belari, 918 nucleotides. Lineage: Eukaryota; Metazoa; Nematoda; Chromadorea; Rhabditida; Rhabditidae. The record is from the annotation of a GenBank genome assembly.
AUGUUGACCCCCGAGCAAAUUUCAUCACAAAAUGAUCCAAAUGUGUCGAUUCACCGUUGGGAUUUCUCGAGCUCCUUAAAAAUUGGCCAAUUGUACAAUGCAUGUAAAGAUACGGCCAUCGAUGAGUUUCCGUGGAAAUCAGACAUCCGAGACGAGGUCACGGCAACUUUCUUUGAGUCAGAGUGCUUUUUCGAGGGAACCAACUCAAACAUUGUUCGGCUAUUGAACAUUGAUCGGGAUCAACAGCUCAGUCUUCAAUCGGAGAUUUGUCCAACAACAAAUGUGGGUCGACUUCUUUUUGAGCCUCGAAGUUCGGCAUUCCUGAUCUAUAAAGUGAGCAGAAAGAUAGAAAAGCUGGAUGUGAGAAGUGAAGGUCUGAGAAAAGGUUGGGUCACUCCCCCGAAUCGACAUGCCACAUAUCUUGUGAAAGAAAUCGAGUAUGGAGCGCUUGCGGUUCUGCAGUUGUGCUUCACUGAUGGAACGAAUGGUUCCGAUGAAUUGCAAAAAAAGCUGAGAUCAAUUCGUGAACACUGUGAAAGCAAUUCUGAACUGCCCGAGAUUCCUGACAACAUGCAGCUCAAUUUCCAUUGUGGAACCAAGUUUGCUACGAAUCAACUCGACGCAGCCAUCUCGAAGAUGAAAAGCUUGAAAUCUUUGCAAAACGAGUUACACAAAAGUGGAGUGAAAUUAUUGGAAGAUUCUAAUGCCCUUAAGCGACUGGGUUCUCUGAAAACUAUGAUUUUUGUGUGUGGUGCCUGGAAAACGAUGAGUGAGCAACGAGAAACAUUCGCGUCUCUUAUCAAAAAUGGAACAAUUUGUGCGUUUAUCGAUCUCGAUUUGCUCAAGGGAAUGUCUGGUGCUCCGACUAAGCCCGAAAUUUACAUUUACAAGGAAGGCACAUUCUUUCCAUCACAAGAC